AGUACGCUCCUUGUUUUGCAGUGAAGUCAAACCGAGUCCAAACCAUAGACGUCCAAACGAGUUGACAGUUUACGGACGCAACGUGCUUCCAUUAACGGGCGGAUUUAACGGAGAGCUGGACGUAAAACUGCACGAGAGGCGAAGAUGCUUGCGCGAGUUUUUGCAACCAGACUCGGACAUCGAGUAUUUAAGGAAAGCACGCGGACUGUCGGGCUGGGUGUAACGGGGCGCCAGGACAGACACGCUUCCACAGAGGUGGUGUUGAAGAAGACCGGGUUGCAUGACUUCCACAGGGCUCAGGGUGGUAAGAUGGUGGAGUUUGCCGGGUGGAGUAUGCCAGUGCAGUACAAAGACAGCCACAUUACCUCUCACAUGCACACACGCCAGCACUGCUCCAUCUUUGAUGUCAGUCACAUGCUGCAGACUAAAGUCUAUGGGAGAGACAGAGUGAAGUUUAUAGAGUCUCUGAUUGUUGGAGACAUUGCUGAAUUAAAAGACAACCAGGGCACUCUCUCCCUUUUCACUAACACUAAAGGAGGAAUCAUGGACGAUCUAAUUGUGACCAAGACGGAUCAAGGGUACCUGUAUGUUGUGUCCAAUGCUGGCUGCGCAGACAAAGACUCUGCUCAUAUGCAGGCCAAACUGCAAGAAUUUAAAUCAGCGGGUCAUGAUGUAGACUUGGAGUUUAUGGAAGAAAGUUUGAUUGCUUUGCAGGGUCCAUCAAUGGCUCAGGUUUUGCAAAAAGGUGUGUCUGAUGACCUUAGUAAGCUGACCUUCAUGACCAGUGUUUUGACCCCAGUGUUUGGCAUUCAGGGCUGCAGGGUCACACGCUGUGGUUAUACAGGGGAGGAUGGAGUUGAGAUAUCAGUACCAAGUUCAGAUGUUGUUUCACUGACUGAAAAGCUGUUAGCUGACAGCGAAGUAAAACUUGCGGGUCUUGGUGCCAGGGACAGUCUGAGGCUGGAGGCGGGGCUUUGUCUGUAUGGCAAUGACAUUGACGAGACCACCACACCUGUGGAAGCAGGUCUUAUCUGGACAAUAGGUAAGCGUCGUCGUCAGGCACGAGAUUUCCCUGGUGCUGACAUCAUUGCACCACAAAUAAAGGCAAAGACUCAGAGAAAAAGAGUGGGACUGAUCUCCACCGGACCACCUGUCAGACAACACACACCCAUACUCUCCUAUGAUGGCAAGGUUAUAGGUGAGGUCACCAGCGGAUGCCCCUCCCCCUGCUUGAAACAAAACAUUGCCAUGGGAUAUGUGGAUGCUGGCUUCAGUAAAGUGGGUACACCAAUCCAGGUGGAAGUGAGGAAAAAAGCAAUACCAGCUGUGGUCAGCAAGAUGCCAUUUGUGCCAACCAAGUACUACAUGGGGCAGUAGACCUAUAGACAAUAAACUGAAUAAUCCGUCAGUGUUUGUUGGACAGUCAGUCAUAGACCUGCUUGCAUAUGGUAUUUAACAGUGAAUGGCAGUGCCUCUGGAUUUUCAGACCAAAACUCGUGUGAAUAAAGUGAUGCAACAUUCCAUACAAUUGCACACUUUAAACGGUUACACAUGGUGUAAUUGAAAAUGGUGUAAUUGAAAGUAAAAUAUAUUCCAGAAAAGUUUUACUUCCUGUAAGACUUCCAGAACAUUGUGGUCAAAUCAAAUACAGUCAGAAUUUUUUUACAUGGGAUUUGACCAUUUGCUAUUUGAGUGUGCUUUUUAUAAUCUUUGUACAUUAACAUAGAGCACUUUUGUGUGAAUGUGGGAAGGUGACAUCUGUUUUAAAAUAACUUUAGGCGUUAACCACUUUUCUAAUUCAUUAUUUAACUGCUUCAUUGUUAGUUCUCCCUGUGUGGCAAUAAGAAAAUUAACAGAAUUAAUCUGAAUGAGAUGAACAAUUUAAAAAAGAGACAAAUUUAUCAGGAGUCAUAUAUUAUAUAAUAGAAAUAGUUUAUUGAUAAAAAAAUCUUUCAUUUAUCACUGUGAAGUCUUUCUGUCCGAAAGAACAUAUCCACUUCUGUUUCUUUUUGAUACAUGGUUAAAUAAUUUUCUUUUCUAUCCUUUUGUAAAUCUUUACAUGAAUGGUAGUUAUUUAGGUACAAAUAUUUCAUAGCAAUUUAUACCUAACUGUGUUUUUUGUCAAAUCAAUUUGGCAUGGUUUGUAUUUGUAAUUACCCAAAGUAUUUUGAAGAGUGUUACGUAAUAAAUGUAGAAUUAUGAAUAA
Molecule: messenger RNA, 2206 nt
Organism: Paramisgurnus dabryanus
Lineage: Eukaryota; Metazoa; Chordata; Actinopteri; Cypriniformes; Cobitidae
Gene: amt
Product: aminomethyltransferase
Biological process (GO): glycine catabolic process
Cellular component (GO): glycine cleavage complex; mitochondrion
Molecular function (GO): aminomethyltransferase activity; protein binding
Source: RefSeq, a predicted model, not a curated record